AGGUUAGACCAUUUGACGGCCCUGACCAAUUUUCGGUGGAGUGAUGGCUGGAAUAAAAAAGGAAAUGUCGCGAGAAACAGAAAUUGCCACAGAUGAUUUAGACUCGUUAAUAGAAUAUUGCCCUGAAUCACCCGUAUGUGAAGAUGACUGUGCCUCCAAUAUAAAAAAUGCCUCACCUUUGCCACGUAUAAUUCUUGUAUGUGGUCUAUGCUAUCGCCAAUAUGACUUAGAGGAAGAUCUAAGGGGCCACAUGAUAGAAUAUCACAAAUGUGUGCCCAUAGAUAUAAAGAAAGAAACCCCCGAAAGGACUAAGCAGACAAGGGCCCAAGAAACGCAACAUGUAAUGAACAAGGAAACUCAAAUGCCUACAACUAACAACGACGUGGUACUGGAAGAGAACCCUCCAAAACCCAUGGAAAUGAAACCGGUGCCAUUUAAAGAUUUUCGUUUAAUACUGAGAAAACAAAUGACCCUAAAAUGCACUGCUACCCCUAGUUGUCUCUAUAAAUUCGAGACUGGGACACAACGGGAAAAACAUUUAAAUUGUCAUUUACAGAAUGCAAACACGUUUAAAUGCAGUAUAUGCUCCAUGUCUCUGGAUAAUUGGAGAAAAUGUUCGGCUCACCUAUGGAAAUCACAUCAAAUGGAUGUGGAUCUACUUAAAUGCCCUAUAUGCGAAUUUAAGUCUCAUGCUUCUGCUUUGGUAUGGCGCCACAUGAGAGUUCACAAGAAAUGGCGUCCACGUGUUUUGCGUUCCCUUAAGGCUGUGAAGGAGAAGCGUCUCAAACAAAUGCAAGAAGCUUCACUUCCCAGGGUGGAGGAAACUCCUAAAACCGUUGUGCGCAAAAACAAAUACUACUCCGAAAAGAUCUGUGAGAUAUGUGAGCGCAAAUUUGUGAAUGGAAAAACCCUAUCCAAACACAUAAAGACAGUGCACAAUAAGAUCAAACCGUUCAUAUGCAACGUAUGUGGCAAGAAAACAGCACGCAAGGCUAGUCUCAUAAUCCACAUGCGCCAGCAUACUGGUGAAAAACCAUUACAGUGUAAGUCCUGCAAAUUUUCCACACGUGAUCCAAGUGUUUUGCACAAACAUCAGAUGCGCCACAACAGGGAUGCUGUUAAAUUGAAAUGUUCGUUGUGCGAUUUUUCCUGCAUUCAAGCAAAUGCUUACAAACACCAUAUGCGUCUUAACCAUGUGGAGAGUUAUAAGAAAAUCGCAUGUGAUUUAUGCAGUUAUGUCACAGUCAAUGAGGACAAAUUGAAAGCUCACAAAGAAGAUCAUCGCAAGGGUUUGAUACGCAACAAUGAAGAGGCGAGCACAAGAAAAGUGCACAAAAGCAAUGAGGCCUCCACCGAUUGCUUUCUACCUUUGGAGAGCAUUGACUCAUUGCCACAUGAGCCAGCCGUUGACACUGGUGGUGUCACUAUACCUGCACCCACGGAGGAUUCACAAUUUCCCACCUAUUUCCAUACAAAUUAGAAAGAAAAGAAAAAAACACCCUAAGUAUAAUUGAUUUUCUAUUUAUUUGUUUUUUUUAUUUUAUUAUUUUUUUUUAAUCGGUUUUAUGAUAUGAUUUGCAACGCAAUUUUUUUUUAAUUUUAUCUUUUUUUGAUAAAUAUAUUAAGUUUUCUAGUUUAA
Molecule: messenger RNA, 1639 nt
Organism: Stomoxys calcitrans (stable fly)
Lineage: Eukaryota; Metazoa; Arthropoda; Insecta; Diptera; Muscidae
Product: zinc finger protein Xfin
Exons: 4
Coding region: 44-1480 (478 amino acids)
Biological process (GO): regulation of transcription by RNA polymerase II
Cellular component (GO): nucleus
Molecular function (GO): RNA polymerase II transcription regulatory region sequence-specific DNA binding; DNA-binding transcription factor activity, RNA polymerase II-specific
Source: RefSeq, a predicted model, not a curated record